Cryptomeria japonica (Japanese cedar) is the source of this 1946-nucleotide messenger RNA. RefSeq names its product amino acid transporter AVT1H. The transcript has 3 exons. Gene Ontology annotation, biological process: amino acid transmembrane transport. Gene Ontology annotation, molecular function: amino acid transmembrane transporter activity. Gene Ontology annotation, cellular component: vacuolar membrane. NCBI's taxonomy places the organism in Eukaryota, Viridiplantae, Streptophyta, Pinopsida, Cupressales, Cupressaceae. The record is from RefSeq and is a predicted model, not a curated record. The coding region runs from base 56 to 1504 and encodes 482 amino acids.
CCCUCCCUCCGUUGUGCUCUUCAGAUUUAUCUGAUUGCUGAUAGAUUAUUCGUUGAUGGCACAAUUGAUGAACAAUCCCACACCUGCAGAUGUCAGUCAUCUCCCUCAUCGUAAUCAAGUGGCCAGUGAAAGUUUAGAGGAAGAUGGUCUCGCCCAUUCUCUAUCUAAGCAGAAUAAUAGGAGUCUUAUCUCUGAGUUUGAGAACAGUUCGAUAGAAGUUUACAUAUGUGAUGGGAAUGGUUUUAAGAAGAAGAUCGUUGAAGAGGAGGCGGCGGCCAAGUCUAACGAUGGUCAUCAUGCAAAGGCCAACAGCUCCUUUCUCCAAUCAACUGUCAAUUUAGUUGGUAUCAUGAUAGGGCUUGGGCAGCUAUCUACUCCAUACGCUCUGGAAAAGGGUGGGUGGAUGAGCGGUUUCCUGCUGGUAGGGUUCGGAAUAAUAUGCGCCUACACAGCAACGAUAAUGGGGAGAUGCCUGAAGCAAAACACGGAGCUGAAAAACUACCAAGAUCUUGGACAGAGAGCCUUGGGCAGCAAGGGGCGAAUCAUCACAAGCACGUUUCUUUACGUAGAAAUAUUUUUGGCGCUGGUGAGCUACACAAUUUCAUUGGGAGACAAUCUGGGCAUCAUCUUCUCCAACAGAACCCACCUGGGGCUGUCGUGGGUUCACCUGCCACCUUCUCGUUUUCUCACAAUUAUUGCAGUUGUCAUGGCGCUGCCCAGCCUGUGGCUCAGAGACUUGAGCUCCCUAUCUUUUCUUUCCUCCGGAGGAAUAGUCACUUCCCUCCUGCUUUUCUUUACUGUCAGCUGGGCCGCCGCCUUUGGAGGCGUGGGGACAAAACGUUCCAUUCCUUCGCUGCAAAUGAUCCAUAUUCCGGGGAUUUCUGGGCUCUAUAUUUUCAGCUACGCGGGUCACGUUGUUUUCCCCAACAUAUACAGAUCAAUGAAAAAUCCUUCGCAGUUUUCCAAGGUGAUUGCAGUGAGUUUUCCAUUAAUAACAGUGAUUUACACAGGCUUGGCCUUCAUGGGAGCAACCAUGUUCGGAUCAGAUAUAAAGUCCCAGAUAACUUUGAACAUGCCCAGACACCUCAUUGUGACGAAAAUAGCUUUGUGGGCGACUGUAAUAACACCAAUGACCAAGUAUGCAUUAGAGCUAGCCCCUGUGGCAAUGCAGUUGGAAAGUGUCCUCCCACACUAUUUGGGGUCCAAAUCACGAAUGGCCAUCAGGGCAACCAUAGGCUCCCUUCUGCUCAUCAUAAUCCUCAUCAUAGCCCUCACUUUGCCUUACUUUAGUUAUGUUCUGGCACUCACAGGAUCCCUUCUGAGCACAUGCAUCUCCAUUGUUUUCCCUUGUCUUUUCUAUAUCAAAAUAUGCAGAUCUUCAAUAACCAUACCAGGCAUGGCGUUGAAUAUAGUGUUGAUAACUCUGGGGAUUUUCUUCGGUGUUGUAGGAACCAUUUCUUCAGUUCAGUCAUUGUUUGAGAGUGUGAGGGAAUCGCACCGAUAAGAAAAAUUGAAUUGCAAGCCUAUAAAAAUUCUAAACAGUUGUUUGUAAUAACACCAAUGACCAACUAUGCAUUAGAGCUAGCCCCUGUGGCAAUGCAGUUGGAAAGUGUCCUCCCACACUAUUUGGGGUCCAAAUCACGAAUGGCCAUCAGGGCAACCUUAGGCUCCCCUCUGCAAAUCAUAAUCCUCAUCAUAGCCCUCACUUUGCCUUACUUUAGUUAUGUUCUGGCACUCAUAGGAUCCCUCCUUAGCACAUGCAUCUCCAUUGUUUUCCCUUGUCUUUUCUAUAUCAAAAUAUGCAGAUCUUCAAUAACCAUACCAGACAUGGCGUUGAAUAUAGUGUUGAUAACUCUGGGGAUUUUCUUCGGUGUUGUAGGAACCAUUUCUUCAGUUCAGUCAUUGUUUUGAGAGUGUGAGGGAAUCGCACCGAUAAGAAGAACUGA